CGUACGGCAGUGCGUUGAUUUCCCUCGGAGGCUCGAGGAUAACACGCUCUUCGCUUCGCUCGCUCAACAUCGCCGCCGCGGCUCUUUUUUUCCCUCCUCUCUUUCUCUCUUCACGUCUAUCUGUCUCUGUUUCUCUCACUCGUUUGCGUACGCAACAACAGUGCUACACGCGCGUGUGUGAUAUGCGGCUGCCGUGCAUGGAUUGCUCUGCCGAGGGCCUGUAGUUUCGUCGACGCAGGAUACGAUAGCGUAUAGAUACAGUGUGUGCUCGAGUAUACAUGAUAAAUUAUUUGUAUCAUACGUUGUACAGUGAAUUUUUUUCAUGACCCUGUGUGUAAAGCAGUGUGCCCGGCGUAUAAGAUAUAGAGAGUGAUAUAGAUAUAUAGCAUAGCGCGUGUGCGAGAAGGAAACGUGCGUUUGGUGCUGCGCGCGGCUCGUUGCAACUUGCGACGAUACGGAAGGGAGAGAAGAGGACGAAGCGAAGAGAAGAAACGCGGCAAGUCAACUGCGUGCCGUCGUUGGUACUGCCUGCUCUACGCAACCGAUCGAUACGCACCUCUAGGUGAGUUACGUGUCCACUACCUAAAAAACUGCUUUUGCAAAGUGAGUUAUUGAUUCGCGGGACGUACCAGUCGCUUAUACCGAGGCAAAAAUGGGCUGCUUCGGGAGCAAGGACAAGCUGAGCAAGGAAGACAUGGACUUCCUCAAGUCCCACACGAGAUACGACGAGGCCACCAUCAAAGAGUGGUACAAAGGAUUCAAACAAGACUGUCCGAACGGCAGACUGACGCCAGCCAAGUUCGUCGAAAUGUACAAAAUGUUCUUUCCGUCGGGGAACGCCGAGGAGUUCUGCGACCACGUGUUCCGCACAUUCGACAUGGAUAAAAAUGGCUACAUCGACUUUAAGGAAUUUUUACUUGCGAUCGACGUCACGUCUAGCGGAACGCCUGAAGAGAAACUGAAAUGGGCGUUCAGAAUGUACGACGUCGACGGAAACGGCGUCAUAGACAUCGAGGAAAUGACGAAGAUCGUUCAGGCGAUAUACGACAUGCUGGGCGCAUCCUCGAGCAACAGGCCGGCGGAUAGCGCGGAAGAGCGAGCGAAAAACAUCUUCGCCAAGAUGGACGAGAACAACGACGGUCAGCUGACGCAGGAAGAGUUCCUCAAGGGCUGCUUGCAGGACGAGGAACUGUCCAAAAUGCUGGCGCCUUAAUUGCGAUAUAGCAGCCAAAGAGCCAUCACCUACUCUACAGCACAGACGAGUCGCGAGAGUAAGCCGCGCCCGCCGCGCGAUCCGAGCCCGCGCCUGUUCAUUAUCCACAUGCUGCGAAAUAUUAUAAAUAUAUGAAUAUACUCUAUACGACUUCCCAACUGCGUACCGAUAUGCGAGAGAAGAGAGUUCAGUGGAUUACGUCGAAAAGCUAACAGGAAAAAAAGAGUGACGAGUGACCGUUCGUCCGCGUGUUUUUGAGGUUAUGUUAGGUCGCAUCAGCGAACCAUUGUCUAGACGCUUCGCAGGGCGAGUAGGUUCGUUGCGUUGGCUUAAAAAACAGGUUUCAAACCGACGUAAGGACUUUUCCGUGACGCUACUCGACACAGGUGGCGCUACUAGGAAAUUCCAAUACACACAGUCGUCGGACGAGCGGUUAAAGUUUACAUAUAAAUAGACGAGGAAUUUACGACACGAUGAUGAUGAAAAACGACAAUGAUAAUACAAGUGUCAGGGGCACGCGCGCGCUACACCUCUUUAUUGUUAUACGCGAUUAUAUAUACAUGUAAAACAAAAUGUAAAACAAAGACUUCUUGACGUCACGCCACAUCGAUUUUAGCCGGUCUGUAACCGUCCGGGAGACGGUCGGACCAUCGUAAAUAUUAUUAUUACUAUGAUUAUUAUUAUUACCAUUAUUAAUCAUUAAUAAGCCGAAUACGCACCUUCCAGAACUUAAGAACAAAUUUUUGUAAAAUCACAUUCGUUGUAAAAUAAGAGUAAUAACAGCCACACAUAUUUACACACUUUAAGACACUAAAAAAGAAAUAUGUAUAACUCGUAUGUAAUGGAAUCUUGCGAAACCGUCGAAGGCCCUCUGUCCUCGACUGUUUCGUUCGGUUCGUUUUUACUUUUAAUUUUCUUCGUAUAUACUUGUAUGUUUUGAUUUUCUACGUUGGUAAAAAAAAGAAAAAUGAUUUUCCUUUAUAAAAUCAUUUAACAUACAUUUAAAAAGUCUAUAUAUAGAUAUACUAACGUUAUAGUUCAUUGCGUCGUAAAAUCAAGCAAAUUGUCGUCGCUUCUCUGCCAUAAAAAAAGGAACGAGUGAAUGGCCAUAUUCUCAUCAUCACACAAAUCGUCCACUUUUCGUUGUACGCGCCGUCAUAUAUAUCUUCAAUCGCUCGUUCGAGACUCCCGAUUGUCUCGUUGAUUUACGUCUAGAUCGCAAUGUAACGUAUAAUAUACUUAUAAGAUGCUCGUAUCACUACCAGUAUAAACAUACGCACACGAUCAACAAGUUGGUUUCUCAAUUGCAAGACUAUAAAGAGAAAUAUCAACUCUUGACAAUUUCGAAGCUCGACAAGAACGUAUACAGAGCCGACUGGGCUGUAAAUUAUCGGACAAUUGGAAUCUCGAAGUCUCGAGCACGAAGUGAACUCUCAAAACUGAUCUCGUCCAAGUGUCACACUUUUCACGCCUUAUACAAUCUGUCUAUAGCUCUUGCGUAGAACACAACUUUUCCAGCCCUCAUUUUGCUUGGCGUGCACGCACAACCAUCGGUAUAAGGACGUGCGAUCGAACUAACAGAAAUGAAGGAAAUAGGAACGAUCGGCUAUCCCGUCUUUUCUCGAUCUUCUGUAAACUAUAGGAGUAACAAAGAAAAAUAACGCCGGGCGCUAUACGGGUGCUCGAACCUUUUCAAGGAUAUAAGGAAAAAUAAUGAAUAAAUAAUUACAAAAAAAACUAUCUCUAUACGCUAUGCGCUUAGAAUUAUUACUAAUUAAAUAUGAAGAAAAAAAAUCGUUACGUAGCUGAAACAUAUGAGAAAAGAGUAAGGGAGAGAAAGAGCAGCGAGUAGGAGAAAGAUAAUUGCAUUUAUAUAUACAUACAUUAAAUAAACGAUCUAUAAAUUAUACAUCUAAACAAUCGCGUUUUACCUAUAAUUGUCUUUACAUAGACUCGUAAGUUUCUAUAAAUGAAGCUCUGUAUAAGUCAGGCUAAGGAUAUUCCAAGUAUAUCGUAUAAUAUCGAGGCACUCAAAAACAUAUUUUAUAUUUUGAUAAAUCCCAUGCGCGAAUUCUCGCUUCUAACUCGCAGACCAGACACGUACUUACAUACACACAUUAACAUAGACUAUACUAUCCGUACGCAACUAUACUGUACUAAAACUACUCUGUACUUUCAUCCGUGUUCACCUCCACUUUCCUCGACUACUUAUGUAUAUCUAUAAUUUUGUGAAUAAUCAAUCUCAUCGUCUAAUCUUAGAGGGUCACGAUCCACCGUUUUACGGAAUAAUUUUUCAACUCUCUCGAUGUCUGCUCGAUGAAGCGAAGCCGAAAAAUAAGGUUACUCUUCGAUUAUAAAAAUAAUAAUAACGUACACACCUCAUGACAGCUCUCUGCGAGUCUCGAGACGACUAAACGCAGUCGAUAGACUUGUAGCAAUCUAUUAGUGAUAUAGCCUUCGACCAAUUGCAUGUUUUAUAGUUAGGAAAAUCUGCGAUGAGGGAGAGACAGAGGAAAAGUGUAUAAUGUCGGCGGUUCUAUUUGUUAACAGAUUAUCAUCGAGUCUUCGCCAUUAUUAUUUAUUUUCUUCAAAGUUCAGUGUCCUUAUUUUGGUCAUGUACUUGAAAAUUAAGAAUUCACGCAUGAAACGCAUAAUGAGUCCAAGCUAUUACAUUUUCGUUUCCGGAUCAAUUUAGAACAAAAGCGUUGUUGAUUUUACAGCAUUAUUUUCAUCGUCGAAGACGUUGAAUUAACAUACAAAAAUACAUUCUUCAAGGGUCAAGCCGAGUGGAAUAACGAUGUGAAAAUACGACCCGUCGCAUUUCCUUAGGUCAUAGGUACAUAUCAUCGCGUCCUUCUACAUGACACGCGCAUCGCAUAUACAUAUAUACAUAAAUAUAUAUAAAUAUUCAUACCUCCACACACACUCUCUCUUCACGUAUAUGAAAUACCUUAUACCGAGUGAGACGGAUAAGAAAGAUAAAAAUAUUGUGAAUUUACUAUCUUCUAUAUAUAUAUACGACGAUAUGUAUAGUUUUACAGGCCGCUUUUAUCGUAUAUAAUUAUACUAUAUACUACGCGUAUAUAAUAAAAGCUAUAUACAUCUAAUCAAACUAUCAAGUCAAUUUUCAAUAAAAAAAACUGCUGGACCACAAGAGUCCACGCGUCUCUUUGUCAAAAAAUUUCUCGAGCACCUCAUGAUCCUCGCCUCGACGAGAGAAAGACAUUCCAAAAUAUUAUACACACGUAUAAGCAUUCCGUUCGAUUAUAAUUUAAAAUUGAGAACAGGCGAUACACAAAAAUUUGCAUCAUCCCUUUUUGUUCUCUGAAAAAUAUACGUGCAUACACACGGCCACAGUAAAACUCAUUUGAAAUUCAAAUCCAAAAUUAAACGCACAUUCGAGGAAAAGGAUUCCCUAUUUUCCAUUUGGUUCGCUGUAAUCAACGGAUGCAAAAAGCCACGACACAGAGAAUCUCGGGCUCGGAAAUAAUAAGCGAGCCGCCCAGAAAGUCGAGCAUUGACAAUCGAAUUAGAAAACGGUCCGAGACAGCAAGCUCAAAUCGGAGCCGAGAGACAUACGGAAAUAAGGAAGGGAUAUGCUUAUGCGAGAGCUGAAUAGUUGAAAAGACGCAGAGGGAAUGUCAAUUGAACACUUUUGCAAUAUAAUUACGAGGAAAGGGAAAGUAAGAGAGGUUAUAUAGGCCAGUGUACUUAUGUGUUGUGCAGCUCUCAAGCAAACUGCGCUAUUUUUUAUACUUUAUAUUUUUCUACUCAACGUGCGACCGUUUGAUGGGGAGAAUCCCUGAUUAAAAAAUUUUUUUUCAAUAAGUUUGCUUAUAUUACAAUUUUUCCUCUCGUUCACUCGAAGCUCGUUUCGUUCCACACUUUUAUGUCUAUUCUUUUACGAGCCACAGUAUAAGCCAAAUGUUUCGGAAAAACCUUUUUCUUAUACGAAUUUCACGCACCAACGAUUUUCGCGCGAUAAUUUUAUCCCGCGCUUUUUAGCGUCGUUACGCAAACCCUUAUUUAAUAUUCCAACACAUCGUGUGUGCGAUAUAAGCCUCGCGCCGCGAGUCAUGCAAACUUUUACGAUCGGGCAUAUACGUUCUUUUCUCGCGUCUUUUUUCGCUCACUUCGCUCGACUGACCGCGAGAAGUUCGAACAAUAGCAGCUCUCGGUAUAUUGCGAAAGUUAUACUCUUUUUCAGAGGAUCUUUUUUUUCCCGCGCGAUUCGCGCUUUAAGUUUCGCGGCAACUUCGUCUCUCGUGAUUAAAUCCUCUCCGGCCCGUAGGCUCUCGAAUCUCAGACGAACACUUUCGCUCAAUAUUUUAAUGUUAUAUUAUAUACAAGUCUUCGAGAGAAGCGCAACAUUCGGUUAACAUCUCUCUGGGUAAUGCGUAACGUUUCGAAUCUCACACACUUGGAGUAUGCUGUAGACGAAGUAGGAGACCAGAUGUGGAGUAUAAAGAGUAAAAGGUUGUAGAGUAUGUGUUGAACAUGACAUAACUAUAAGAUGAUCCAUUGUCUCUUCUGUGCGCGUGAAUUAUAAGUAUAAGUCAGGAAAAAGAAGUAAACAAAAAAUUUAGACGUUAUUGUCAUGAUACGAUAAAAAUCGAUCGAGUACGUCGUAUAAGGGAAAAAAGUAUAUAAGUGAAUAAUAAUAUAUAGUGAAAGGUAAAGUAACGAAAAUAAAGAUAAAUAAAUUUGCUACCGUGAUUGCGAAAGUCACUCGAAUCACUGAAAUUUUUCUUACUCAUCGUGUUUCGUAUAUAUAUGACAUUAAAUAUAUUAUAUAAAUAUAAAAUGACGUUCUAGUUCUUAGCUUGCAAUGUAACUGUUGAUAAGGAAGAAAAAAAAAUUAAAUUAAAUGAUUCAUAUUAUAAUGCGCAGCCUCCGCGUAAAAGUAUAAUAAAUGUUGCAUAUUGAUAAAAAAAAAAAAAGAAAAGACAAACAAAAAAAGUAUAAUACGAUCUGACAGUGUAACUGACAUGAUAUUUUUUUAAAUCGUU
Nasonia vitripennis (jewel wasp) is the source of this 6222-nucleotide messenger RNA. RefSeq names its product neuronal calcium sensor 2. Gene Ontology annotation, molecular function: calcium ion binding; protein binding. Bases 653 to 1213 code for a protein of 186 amino acids. Lineage: Eukaryota; Metazoa; Arthropoda; Insecta; Hymenoptera; Pteromalidae. The transcript has 7 exons. The record is from RefSeq and is a predicted model, not a curated record.